Monoraphidium neglectum is the source of this 420-nucleotide messenger RNA. RefSeq names its product Splicing factor U2af large subunit A. Bases 1 to 420 code for a protein of 139 amino acids. The transcript has 3 exons. Gene Ontology annotation, cellular component: U2AF complex; commitment complex; U2-type prespliceosome. NCBI's taxonomy places the organism in Eukaryota, Viridiplantae, Chlorophyta, Chlorophyceae, Sphaeropleales, Selenastraceae. The record is from RefSeq and is a predicted model, not a curated record. Gene Ontology annotation, molecular function: pre-mRNA 3'-splice site binding; poly-pyrimidine tract binding.
AUGGCCCUGGACGGCAUCAUGUACGACGGCGUGGGCGUCAGGGUGCGGCGCCCCAACGACUACAACGCCGCGGCGGCUGUCGGCCUCGGCAACAGCCAGCCCGACCCCAACCUCAACCUGGCCGCCAUCGGCCUGGGCAGCCACGCGGCGGCGGCCGCGGUGCCGGGGCUGGGCGCGGGGGGCGCGGCUACCGGCGGGGGCGGCGGCCACCACGACGACCCCAACAGGAUAUUUAUUGGCGGCCUGCCACACUACCUUACAGAGGACCAGGUGCGUGAGCUGCUGCAGUCGUUUGGUGCCAUCAGGAUCCUGGAGGUCAUCAAGGACAAGGAGACAGGCAACAGCAAGGGGUGGGUGGCCCCAGGGGCUCCCGGGAGGGGGGGGGUGUCGAGGGUGUCGAGGGUGACGAGGGGCGGCUGA